AUGCCUGCCCCAGAUAAAACGCCCAAGACGCUGUACGACAAGGUCCUUAAAGACCACAUUGUGAACGAGCAGAAGGAUGGGACUAUCUUGCUAUAUAUCGAUAGGCACCUUGUGCAUGAGGUCACAUCUCCCCAAGCUUUUGAAGGCCUGAAGAACGCAGGACGCAAAGUGAGGAGGCCGGACUGCACGUUAGCUACAGUUGACCAUAACAUUCCAACGACGUCCCGUGAGACAUACAAAGACGUUGCCGGGUUCGUUCAGGAGGCUGAUUCCCGAUUACAAUGCAUGACGCUCGAGGAGAACGUCAAGGAGUUUGGUGUGACAUACUUUGGUUUGGGUGAUAAAAGACAAGGAAUUGUUCACAUCAUUGGCCCUGAGCAAGGGUUCACUCUUCCCGGCACUACAGUUGUCUGUGGUGACAGUCAUACAUCUACCCAUGGAGCUUUUGGUGCUUUGGCAUUUGGAAUUGGUACCAGCGAGGUAGAACAUGUCCUGGCCACCCAAACAUUGAUCACCAAGAGAAGCAAGAACAUGCGUGUGCAAGUGGAUGGUGAUCUUCCACCAGGAGUCAGCAGUAAGGAUGUGGUCCUGCAUGUUAUUGGUGUCAUUGGAACUGCUGGCGGUACAGGAGCAGUAAUCGAGUUCUGCGGCUCUGCCAUCCGAGGCCUCAGCAUGGAAGCACGUAUGUCAAUCUGCAACAUGUCAAUCGAAGCCGGCGCCAGGGCCGGUAUGAUCGCCCCUGACGAAGUGACAUUCGAAUAUCUGAAGGACAGACCGCUUGCUCCAAAGUUUGGUAGUGCUGAGUGGAAGAAGGCAGUUGCCUAUUGGUCCAGCUUGAAAUCCGACGAGGGUGCUGUCUACGACAAGGAGGUCUUCAUAGAUGCAAAGGACAUCGUACCGACAAUUUCCUGGGGAACCUCGCCUCAGGAUGUGGUCCCAAUUACUUGCGUUGUGCCUGGCCCUGACGAUUUCUCUGAUGAAGUCAAGAAAGCUAGCUGUCGCCGUGCCUUGGAGUACAUGGGACUCACCGCCGGUACUCGAAUGGAAGAUAUCCCAAUCGACAAGGUCUUCAUUGGCUCAUGCACAAACGCGCGAAUUGAAGAUCUUCGAGUUGCUGCUCAUAUCGUCGACGGCAAGAAAAUUGCCUCGAAUAUCAUGCGAGCAAUGAUCGUUCCAGGUUCUGGGUUGGUUAAGCGACAGGCAGAAUCUGAAGGACUCGACAAGAUAUUCACCGAUGCUGGGUUUGAAUGGAGAGAGGCUGGAUGCUCCAUGUGCCUUGGUAUGAAUCCUGAUAUUCUCUCUCCCCGUGAACGAUGCGCGAGUACAUCAAACAGAAACUUUGAGGGUCGACAAGGUGCCGCUGGCCGAACCCACUUGAUGUCUCCCGCUAUGGCUGCUGCUGCUGCGAUAGUAGGAAAGCUAGCGGAUGUUCGCAAAAUUGCUUCGGCAAUACCGAUAUCGCAGAAGAAAUCCUCGCCGAAACUUGAAGUACACCAGGAGGUAGAAGAUGAGGAGGAUCUUGACCGGAUAUUCGACUACCCUGAAGACAACGAACCUCACACCAACACCACCGCCGAGAAGUCUUCCGCCGGCCUUCCGAAGUUUACUACCCUAAAAGGGAUCGCUGCCCAUUUGGAUCGAGCCAAUGUUGAUACUGAUGCUAUCAUACCCAAACAGUUCCUGAAGACAAUAAAACGAACCGGCCUUGGAAGUGCCCUUUUUCACCCUUUACGAUACAAUGAGGAUGAAUUGGAAAACCCCAGCUUUGUCCUGAACAAGGAGCCAUAUCGUAAUGCCAAAAUCCUUGUCAGUGGCGAAAACUUUGGAUGUGGAAGUUCUCGUGAGCAUGCUCCCUGGGCCUUGCUUGACUUCGGCAUCAAGUGUAUAAUUGCCCCGUCUUUUGCCGACAUUUUCUUUAACAACACCUUCAAGAAUGGGAUGCUUCCAAUUUCGAUUCCCGAUGCCGCCACUUUCAAGAAGCUAGCCGAGGAGGCUGAUGCUGGCCAUGAGCUGGAAGUUGACCUUGUCCACCAACGAAUCAAUGAUGCUGCUGGCAAUAAACUUGCAGACUUUGACGUUGAGGAAUUCCGAAAGCACUGUCUCGUCAAUGGCCUUGAUGAUAUUGGCUUGACUAUGCAGAUGGAGGGUCUGAUCCGUAAGUUCGAGGGGCAGCGAACACGCGAGACACCAUGGCUUGAUGGAAGCGGAUAUCUAAAGAGACAAAAUGGGAAGCAAACAGGCCCUGCAAUGGUGGAGGCUGCUCCUGUUCCUAAGACAAAUAGGGGCGAAGUCAAGGGAGAGCCUUUGGAAUGGUAA
Messenger RNA from Nannizzia gypsea CBS 118893, 2316 nucleotides. Its product is annotated as 3-isopropylmalate dehydratase. The record is from RefSeq and is a predicted model, not a curated record. Lineage: Eukaryota; Fungi; Ascomycota; Eurotiomycetes; Onygenales; Arthrodermataceae. Gene Ontology annotation, biological process: L-leucine biosynthetic process. Gene Ontology annotation, cellular component: 3-isopropylmalate dehydratase complex. Bases 1 to 2316 code for a protein of 771 amino acids. Gene Ontology annotation, molecular function: 4 iron, 4 sulfur cluster binding; 3-isopropylmalate dehydratase activity. The transcript is spliced from 4 exons.